Messenger RNA from Gekko japonicus, 378 nucleotides. RefSeq names its product 60S ribosomal protein L29. Gene Ontology annotation, molecular function: structural constituent of ribosome. Lineage: Eukaryota; Metazoa; Chordata; Lepidosauria; Squamata; Gekkonidae. Bases 65 to 256 code for a protein of 63 amino acids. Gene Ontology annotation, biological process: cytoplasmic translation. The transcript is spliced from 4 exons. Gene Ontology annotation, cellular component: cytosolic large ribosomal subunit; ribosome. The record is from RefSeq and is a predicted model, not a curated record.
CCUCACGAGUCUUCCUUCUCUUCCGGUUGUAGUCCGAGUGGCGGUUGAGGCGGAGGUGUAAGCAAUGGCCAAGUCCAAGAACCACACCACUCACAACCAGUCUCGCAAAUGGCACAGAAAUGGCAUUAAGAAGCCCAGGUCACAUAGAUAUGAAUCACUGAAGGGGGUUGAUCCCAAGUUUCUGAGGAACAUGCGCUUUGCGAAGAAACACAACAAGAAAGGGCUGAAAAAAAUGCGGGCAAACAAUGCUAAGUAACUGGCCUGCCUUUGGAUAGGAAAAGGAACUGACUUGCUUGGAAUCUGAUCAGCAGUUUUUCCUUAAAUUGUUUUUCACUCAAGGCAUUUUGUAUAAAUAAAAUUGGGUGUAAUGUACAGGUG